Eriocheir sinensis (Chinese mitten crab) is the source of this 975-nucleotide messenger RNA. Its product is annotated as WAS/WASL-interacting protein family member 1-like. The transcript has 2 exons. Lineage: Eukaryota; Metazoa; Arthropoda; Malacostraca; Decapoda; Varunidae. Bases 34 to 975 code for a protein of 313 amino acids. The record is from RefSeq and is a predicted model, not a curated record.
GCAGAUACAGUGUUUGUAGAGAGUGAGAUAGCAAUGAAAAGAAACAUCAGUUGGGGACCCGCAGAGUGGACGUGUGAGCGGCGAGACUCCCCAGCUGUUGGCCGCUCGGUGCGCGGAGGCGGCGGAAGUAGAGGAGGCGGCGGAAGUAGAGGAGGCGGCGGAAGUAGAGGAGGCGGCGGAAGGAGAGGAGGCGGCGGAAGUAGAGGAGGCGGCGGAAGUAGAGGAGGCGGCGGAAGGAGAGGAGGCGGCGACCCUUGCACCCCCAACAUUGACCAGCAGACCCCAGGUGGUAAGCAAGCAGUUCCCAGGUGGCACCCGCCCCGCGGCGUCCGUCUGGCCCCGAGGAUCGGAAGGCCGCGUGCCGCUGCGGGCACCGAGGAAGCUCUCCUCGGCCCCGCCGUGCGACACAGAAACCUCCCAGGGACCCCAGGGUGCGGCGAACACAGAAAUCGGACCCCCAGAGUGCCUCCAGCGGCGUCCGCCUGGCCCUGGGGAUCGGAAGGCCGCGUGCCGCUGCGGGCACCGAAGAAGCUCUCCUCGGCCCCGCCGUGCGACACAGAAACCUCCCAGGGACCCCAGGGUGCGGGUGCGGCGAACACAGAAAUCGGACCCCCAGAGUGCCUCCAGCGGCGUCCGCCUGGCCCUGGGGAUCGGAAGGCCGCGUGCCGCUGCGGGCACCGAAGAAGCUCUCCUCGGCCCCGCCGUGCGACACAGAAACCUCCCAGGGACCCCAGGGUGCGGGUGCGGCGAACACAGAAAUCGGACCCCCAGAGUGCCUCCAGCGGCGUCCGCCUGCCCCUGAGGAUCGGAAGGCCGCGUGCCGCUGCGGGCACCGAGGAAGUUGUCCUCGGCCCCGCCGUGCGACACAGAAACCUCCCGGCGAUGCCAGGGUGCGGCGAACGGCUAUGGCACAGAUAUCGGUCCUCCAGAGUGCCUCCAGAAUAUCUUCACCUUUGGAGGUGCCUCCACCGCUAG